UCUCUCUCUCUCUCUCUCUCUCCUCUUCUCUCCUCUCUCUUCUCUGUUUUUUUUUCUCUUCUCUCUUUCUCAAGUUUUCCAUUUCCCCAGAAUCAGAGCUACUGGAGGAAAACAUCUACUUCUGCUUGCUGUUCAGCUUCGCAAACAAGGAAGAUGGAGACAAAAUUGAACACCUGCAAUGUACGGUCUCUACUGCUUGUUUUCCUGGUGUGGCACCCAGCCAGGUUGGUGCUGGCUAACAUCCAAGAAGAUGAGGCUAAAAAUAACAUUACCAUCUUUACAAGAAUUCUAGACAGACUUCUGGAUGGUUACGAUAAUCGACUUAGACCAGGACUGGGAGAUAGUAUUACUGAAGUCUUCACUAACAUCUACGUGACCAGUUUUGGCCCUGUCUCAGAUACAGAUAUGGAAUACACCAUAGAUGUUUUCUUUCGACAAAAAUGGAAAGAUGAGCGUUUAAAAUUUAAAGGUCCUAUGAAUAUCCUUCGACUUAACAAUUUAAUGGCUAGCAAAAUCUGGACUCCAGAUACCUUCUUUCACAAUGGGAAAAAGUCAGUGGCUCAUAACAUGACAAUGCCCAACAAGCUGCUUCGAAUCCAGGAUGAUGGAACACUGCUAUACACCAUGAGGCUUACAGUUCAAGCUGAAUGUCCAAUGCACUUGGAGGAUUUUCCAAUGGAUGCACACUCAUGCCCACUGAAAUUUGGAAGCUAUGCAUACACAACAUCAGAAGUCACUUAUAUUUGGACUUACAAUGCUUCUGACUCUGUUCAGGUUGCUCCUGAUGGGUCUAGGUUAAAUCAAUAUGAUUUGCUGGGCCAGUCAAUUGGGAAGGAGACUAUUAAAUCCAGCACAGGUGAAUAUACUGUAAUGACAGCUCAUUUCCACUUGAAAAGAAAAAUUGGGUAUUUUGUGAUUCAGACCUAUCUGCCUUGCAUCAUGACUGUCAUUCUCUCCCAAGUGUCGUUCUGGCUUAACAGAGAAUCUGUGCCUGCAAGAACUGUGUUUGGAGUGACAACUGUUCUCACAAUGACGACACUCAGCAUCAGUGCUCGAAAUUCUCUCCCCAAAGUGGCUUACGCCACCGCCAUGGACUGGUUCAUUGCUGUUUGUUAUGCAUUUGUGUUCUCGGCCCUAAUUGAAUUUGCGACCGUGAAUUACUUCACCAAAAGAGGAUGGGCUUGGGAUGGGAAGAGUGUAGUAAAUGACAAGUCCCCUUCAAUAAAAGCUGAAGGCAUUAUAUUAACACACAACUCAGUGAAGGCAAUUCUUCAAGGAGCUAAACUAAUAUGGUCCAAGUAUAUAGCUUUCUCAUGGUCCAGUUUAAGCCAAGCAAAGCCUUUAGAGUACUUACAGAAGCGGAUGGACUGUUUAACCUUCACACACUCUUCUAAAAAAGAGAAAGGUUCCGUCAUGAUACAGAACAAUGCCUAUGCAGUGGCUGUCGCCAACUACGCCCCCAAUCUUUCCAAAGAUCCUGUUCUCUCCACCAUCUCUAAAAGUGCAACGACACCAGAACCCAACAAGAAGCCAGAGAACAAGCCAGCUGAAGCCAAGAAAACCUUCAACAGCGUCAGCAAAAUUGACAGAAUGUCUAGAAUAGUUUUCCCAGUUCUGUUUGGUACAUUUAAUUUAGUUUAUUGGGCUACCUAUUUAAACAGGGAGCCUGUAUUAGGGGUCAGUCCGUGAGUCUAGACAUUGGUUACAUUUUGGCUAUAGCAACAUUACACUUGGUUUAUUUUGCUAUGUACAGUCUUACUAAUAACUGCUAAUUUAUGUCCCAAUAUGUACAGUAUGUAUAUAGUGGUAGAGCUUACCAGUAGAACUUUAAAGGGUACCUGCAUUUGCUAACUCAUGGAAAUACAGACAGAAAACAUCCCGUGCCAAAAGAACCAUUGCCUUUUAAAAAGAUUUACCUUAGGACCUAGUUUAAAGUGGAUUUCAGAUCACGCAAAUUAUUUCCUAAUGUUCUAAUUAUGAUGAAAGUUGAGAAUCCUAUGUUACCCUUUGCAAAACCUUUGUUUUAGAUAUUACACUAAAAAAAUGUCUACUGUUACCUAAGGAUGAUCAGAAUUUAGCAUUGUUACUCAAAUAUGAGUUCUGCAUAUCUGAAUAUCUGAAAGUCUGAUCCGAUCCCUCCAGGAGGGUUCAGAACCACUGCUAGUGUAAUGGGAAGCUUGACACACAUAUGGAGAAGCUAGAGAUGUGAAAACAGCCUUUAAUUACUAUGUAGACUCUCUAGAGCCAUGUACAUAUUACAAGCAUGACAAGCUCAAAUAGCUAUGAGUCACCAUGACAGGAUGUUGAUUAUGCUUACAUUUAAGAACUAUUGGAAUGUCACCAGUUACAGGCGUCAUUAUAUUUUUAGCUUGAGAGUUUAUUUAAAUGUGGUAACUGAAUCUUACAGCUCACUACAAUCAUUGGAAACUACCUAACAGUAUAAAAACGAAGAUAAAUGGACUUAGUUUUCGAGGCACAUGUUGUCAGCUGACUUUUUCUGGUGCUGGAGAGUGGAAGAAGGCAGCCAUCUUGUCUGCAGUGGAACAAAGUUCAUUCAUGUCAGACUAGAAAGCUGUGCCAAAAACUCCAAGUGAUGAGAAUUCAUAGGUGUCCUAGGUAUAGAUGAGCACUUAUAUGAUUCUCUUCUUUCCUGUUUACUGCAAAUUCUGCCUUAAGGCUUCUUCUCAUCAGGAAUCAGAAGCCACUAAUUAUAAAGGAAAGGGCAGUUAGUUGGCACAUUUUUCUGUCUGGAAAGCAGCUCUUUCAGGUAAGAAUUAAUAUAAAUCUGCUUUUGUAAAUUGCAACUUUAAAUUUCAUUGACUCGAAUUUACAGCAGCUUUGUAUAACAGAAGAGGUUUUGGUAAGAGUUGAACAUUUUUAAACCACAACUUUAAAACAUCAUUGACAGAUUAUGGAUUAUGUCACACAAACACACACAUACACACACACACACACACACACACACACACACUCCAUGUAGCUAAAUUAGAAAACAUAAUUUUCAAUUUUAUAUAACUACUGAUUGUUAAUGGGUAAAAUUCAUUUUUUCUUUUAGCACUUAAAGACAUUAUUUAUGCCCCUGGAACAUGCUAAAGUUAACAGUGUGUUUUUGUCAAAACCAAAUUACGUUUGACUGACACGUACAUUAGCAGUUAUUAGUUGACUUUUAAAAUUAAACGCAACUUCAUGAUGAUGUUUUUUGUAGAAACCUAAGUAGUCAAAUAGUGGCAUUUCUUGCAAUUUUGUACAGUAUUUGAGUAUAUAUAGUGCAAAAGAGGUCUGUUCACAAAAUCAAUAAAAGGGGCAUCUUCUGAAAUAAGCAAACUCAAAAAAAAAUAUACCUGCUGUUCUUUUGUCUCAUUCAACUUUUUGAUUUUCUUUUCUAGUGUGAUUGAUUCUACUAUGUGCUUUGCAUGAUUGUAUUAAUACCAGGGUCACAGCUGCAUCUUAUUAACAGAAUUCGCUAUAAAGACAGCCUUGACAUUAAAAACUUCCUCACGAAAAGUAAUUCAUAAACCUUAAUAAAAUUAUUACAUAAGCCAAUAAAUGUAUUUUGUUAAUUCCCUUCCAGUUACAUCUUCUUUAUUAUCUAAAUAAUUUUAAAGUGUGAAUAUCAUCCACACAAUGAAAUAAAAGAUACCUGUUUUCUUAAAUACUUAUACAUUGAAAAAUUUCGAGAAAAACUUAGGGACAGUUGCAGCUGUAUGUGAAAGACUGUAAUAGUUGAAGAAAAGUUGUUAAGAUGCUUUCUGUGGUGUGUGUUGCCAAUACAUUAAGAACAAUUUAGGGUGGCUGAAGAGAGCUUAGAGGUUAACAGUACAUAUUCCUCUUGCAGAGGACUGGAUUUCAGUUCCCAGCAUCCACACGGUGGCUCACAAGUGCCUGUGACCUCAGCUCCAGAUCUGACACUCCUUGCAGGAAUCCAUGAGUACCCUCACAUAUGUGUGCACAUACCUCACUCCACAUAAUUAAAAACGUGAAAAUGAAUAGAUUAAACUUCUGUCAUGCCCCUUUACUCUAUGAUUAUAAAUUCCAUUAUUAUAAAUAUGUACAUAUGUAAAAAUAGUUCUAAAUAGUUUUCCACAAGUAAUCAGAAAAGAUCUCUCUGCUGUGAUUAUGUUGAUGGUAGUACUUUUGCUAGUUUUUUUUUUUAAUGGAGUGGAAAACUUACCAUUAUUGUGAUUCCUUGAAAUAACAGAAUUAGAAUUUUUUCAUUUCAGUCACAAAAAUCAUAUUUGACUCUAAUGACAUUCUGAUACAAAUGAUCACUGUAAUAGCACUUUUCAGAAGAGAUAUAUCAUAUAUUAAUAUUUGCUUUUUGACUCACCAAAUGGCAGGUUAAUAUGCUGUAAUGCUGUAUAAAGACUUAGACAGUCAUGGCGUGUGCAGAAUGUACUUGUAUAGAGAGAUGUAAGCACAUUAUACCGCGACUUCUCCAGCUGUCACUUAAUUUUACUUACUGUUUUAACACUCCCUCAGUCCUGUAUAAACAUCAUUGGGAUUUCAGCCACAGACUCCAGGUGAAGAUAGUGUAUUCUUUUCCUUAUAAAUAACUAAAGACCUCUAUAAAUCUGUAAAUUAAAUUAAUACUGAGAAUUUAUGUGCCUACUAUGCUAAAAUGUGGGCUGUUUUCUUUUUUCUCCUACUUUCUUUAACAAUAAAUAUGGUAAUAAGGUAAACAGA
This is a messenger RNA of Peromyscus californicus insignis, 4683 nucleotides long. It is a transcript of the gene Gabra2, whose product is annotated as gamma-aminobutyric acid type A receptor subunit alpha2. The transcript is spliced from 11 exons. Gene Ontology annotation, biological process: synaptic transmission, GABAergic; monoatomic ion transmembrane transport; nervous system process. Bases 154 to 1689 code for a protein of 511 amino acids. Gene Ontology annotation, molecular function: GABA-A receptor activity; GABA-gated chloride ion channel activity; transmitter-gated monoatomic ion channel activity involved in regulation of postsynaptic membrane potential. Gene Ontology annotation, cellular component: dendrite membrane; GABA-A receptor complex; neuron projection. NCBI's taxonomy places the organism in Eukaryota, Metazoa, Chordata, Mammalia, Rodentia, Cricetidae. The record is from RefSeq and is a predicted model, not a curated record.